Xiphophorus hellerii (green swordtail) is the source of this 2945-nucleotide messenger RNA. RefSeq names its product polymerase (DNA directed) kappa (gene polk). Gene Ontology annotation, cellular component: nucleus. The record is from RefSeq and is a predicted model, not a curated record. Gene Ontology annotation, molecular function: damaged DNA binding; DNA-directed DNA polymerase activity. Lineage: Eukaryota; Metazoa; Chordata; Actinopteri; Cyprinodontiformes; Poeciliidae. Gene Ontology annotation, biological process: error-prone translesion synthesis.
GUAUGCGGAAGUGCCGCCAAAACCGCCUUCGUCAUUAAUUUUGAAAACAUGUAGCGACAGAAGUGUCAACUGCGAAAUUUAUUUCGUACUUACAUAUUUCGUUUCUUUUUGUUUUUGUUCGCAUCAAAAGGGUAACAGAAAGCCCCACUGAACUGCAAGUAUUAAUAUUUAUAGAGCUUGAUAAGUUAACACGAUCCAACUCGUUGUCAGAACAGUGGCAGAAAAAACCGAUUCAGGAUGGAGAAUGGAGUUGGAUCUACUAAAGAGAAUAACCUCCUGUCCAGAAUGGCGCUCAAUGACAACAAGGCUGGGAUGGAGGGACUUGACAGGGACAAGAUCAACAGGAUCAUUAUGGAGGCGUCAAAGGGAUCCAGAUUUUAUGAAAACGAGAUGAAGAAAGAGCAGCAGGUGAACCAGCGAAUUGAGAAAAUGAUGCACCAAAAGGCUCAGAUCACAGAGCAACUCCUACAGAAAGCACAAGCACAGGUGGAAAAGAUGGCCUCUGAGCUUGAGAAAGGUCGUGAUCUGAGCAGAGUAAUUGUGCAUGUGGACAUGGAUGCCUUCUACGCGGCUGUAGAGAUGAGAGACUGCCCCGAGCUGAAGGACAAACCCAUGGCUGUAGGAUCUAUGAGCAUGCUGUCAACAUCAAAUUAUCAUGCCAGGAAAUAUGGAGUCCGAGCAGCCAUGCCUGGCUUCAUUGCAAAGAAACUCUGCCCCAGCCUGGUCAUCGUUCCUCUUAACUUUGACAAAUACAAAGCUGUGAGUGAGGAGAUUAGGGAGAUUUUUGCUGAAUACGAUCCUAACUUUCAGCCAAUGAGCCUGGAUGAAGCCUACUUAGAUUUUACAGAUCACCUGGAGCAGAGACAGAGUUGUCCAGAGUCCUCACUUACGCACCGCUACAGAUCCAGGAGCAACACGCCAGCUGACAUGCAGAUCGAGUCUGAUCAGACAGACGAAGGGACAGACCUCUCCCCAGUCCUGUUUGAGGACAGUCCGGUCUUCUCCGAAGGGGAUGCCGGUGGUCCCUUCGAACAGUUCGGGACAUCUGUUGAGGAGGCCGUGAGAGAAAUGCGCUUCCGCAUUGAGCAGAAGACUACGUUGACUGCCAGCGCAGGAAUUGCUCCAAACAUGAUGCUUGCCAAGGUGUGCAGCGACAAGAACAAGCCGAACGGGCAGUACAGACUGCCCCCCACCAGAGAGGCCGUCAUGGACUUCAUCCAGAAACUUCCUGUUCGAAAAGUUUGUGGCAUUGGGAAGGUGAGUGAGAAAAUGCUGAAUGCGCUGGGCAUCACCACCUGUUCAGAUCUCAGCAGGCAGAUGGCGCUGUUGUCCUUGUUGUUCUCCGAGACGUCUUGGCAUCACUUCAUCCAGAUUUCUCUGGGUUUGAGCUCCACACAUAUACCCAGACAUGAAGAAAGAAAAAGCAUGAGCACUGAAAGGACAUUUAAAGAACUGAGUAAACCUGAGGAGCAGUUUUCUUUAUGCAGAGAGCUGUGUGAUGAUCUGGCAGAAGACUUAAAGAAAGAAGCCCUGAAGGGUAAGACGGUGACUCUGAAGAUCAAGAACGUGAACUUUGAGGUGAAAACCAGAGCACAGACGCUCCCGUACGCCGUGGCCACAGUGGAGGACAUCUUUGCUGUCGCUAAAGACUUACUGAAAAUGGAAAUAGAAAAUGAAAGCCCCCAGCCGCUCCGACUGAGACUCAUGGGUGUUCGAAUAUCUGCCUUCGUUAGCUCAGAUGAGAAAACACCGAUGCAGAAAAGCAUCAUUAGCUUUCUCCAACCGGGCAAGACAGACCGCAGUCGCUCUUCCCCAAUAAUGCAUCAAAAGCCGGAAGUUGGGAACUUGUGCAAUCACUCAGUCCAAACCUCACAGCUUGCAGAUGAUCCCCCAAUACAGGAUGGCCAGAAACAAAACAAGGUUUUUUGGAGGAGUAAGCAGAGGCCCACUGGUGAGGAACCACAGCAGUCGUUCUUUGAAAGAGCUCAUGCCAAAAGACUAGAACUCCAGGCUGCAAAGCCAAGUCCACCAGAUGAAGGAUGUGAGGGAUAUGUUCCCGUGGUUACCUCUAACAAUGGUACAGAGUCAUUGAAACAAGCAAACACAGACGACUGCACUGUUCAGGAUCUUUGUGAGAAUGAAUUGGCUUCACCCGUGCAACCUCAUGCAUCCACGUCAGGCUGUGGGACUCUCACAGAAACCUUCACAUGUCCCGUGUGCUUCACAAAAGUGAAGACAACCGAUCUGAAUGUCUUCAACAGGCAUAUAGACUCGUGCCUCAGUGAAGCUGCGAGGAGAGAAGACGAAGCCUCAGGCUCCGAGUCAGACCUGGAUCCAGAAAACGACCAUCGAAAAUCUGUAGUUGUGACCCAACAGGAGAAGCCGUGUGACCUUAAAAACGAGGCGUCGGCAAGCAGUGGAGAGUUGGACUUAUGCAGAGUAUUACCUCAAGAAGGCCAACAAACUUUAAAGAACAAUUUGGUUUCACUGAUUAAAGUUGACAAGAAGCCUGUGGCGUUACAGCAGCAGUCAUCCCUCAGUAGAAGUCCUCUCCUGACUUGCCCCGUAUGUCAGCAGACCCAAGACACGGACGACCUCGCCAUCUUCAACCACCAUGUUGAUCUCUGUCUCAACCAGGAGGUCCUACAUGAACUCGGAGGACAGACGGCCUUUACUGGAAAACCAUCUGCUGUUAAAAAUAGCUUCAACAUGGACAGUGGACAUCCCCUGCCAAGACAAGCAAGUAAAGGCAAAAGCAAAAGACGAGACACGCCGUCCUCUCCUCCAUCUAAAAAAGCCAAAACCCUUGGACUUUGCAACACCAUCGACAAGUUCUUCAGGUGACAGUAGCCGUGAGGAAAAUAUCAGUACUGCAGUCAAGAGACACCUGGCUCUUCCAGUCUGAGGGUUUUAUGUUGACUAGUUUUAUUCAUGCCAGGGCCUGA